AUGUUCGGUGAAUCCGAGUCCGAAAGCCCCCGCGUCCCAAGCCCAUGGGACUCCCUCAUCUCCCUUCCCCCUUCUCCAAAGCCAUCUUCAUGGGGCACCUCGACGCGCCCACACACACCCUCCCCACUCUCCUCCGACCUCCCCUCCCCCUCUCUCCCAAUCCCGCGCCUAGUCCCCGAAUCAGACGACGGCAACGUCGAAUACAAACUCCAACUUCUCUCUCCCUCCCCCGCCCGCUUCGCCCGCCUCGUCACGCAACUCAAAUGGCGGCUACUCGAAGGCGGCGGUCAAGCCUACUACGAACUAGGCGUAUCCGAUUCCGGGGACUUGAUUGGACUGCCUAGGGAGGACCUUGAAAGGAGCUUGGAGACGCUUGAGAUGAUGGCGGGUGAGAUUGGCGCGAGUGUGGUUGUUGUUAAGGAGAUUGAGGUCCCGGUUGGGAUGGUGGAGUUGGUGGCGAGAAGGGAGGGGAAGAGGAGGGGGAAGGGCAAGGUGGAGGAUGAGGAUACGGAUACGGGGAGUUCGACGGUGCAGACCGAGACGGAGACUGAGACUGAGUCGCCUUCUGAUACGGAUGGCGAUGAUCUUUCGGCCACUGUUGUCUUGGAGCGCGACGCUCUAUUCGCAAUGGACUUUGAAUCGGAUUUGGACGAGCCUACCUCCCAACCUCGGUAUGCAAUCGACCUAGAGAUCGCUUCGGUAUUCAAGCCCAGGCCUGUACGUACCGGAGUCCACAGCCAUCUACACAUCGCUGGUAAUGCUGGGGGGAAGAAUAAGAAGGUGAAGAAGCCGAAGCAUUUGAUGUCGUUUAAUGGGGACGAGGGGAGUGUGAAUGGGGAUGGGAAUGGGGACGCGAUGGAGCGCAACAAGGCUCAUAAUCGAAGACAAGCAAGGGACAGGAAGAGGGAGGAGAAGAGGAGGGCGUUGACUGCGUUUGCGGCACAGAGCGUCGCCACUGGUCCUGCCGCCGCCGUUGACUUGGACUCGUCUACCAUCGUACACGGUCUGGAGCAGAUGCACGUCACCAUUGAGGAGCCCGCUACCUUGACCGUUCCUUCUGACGACACCACUCUCGAGGUCUCCUCUAUCAUCUCAUCCAUCGACAUCUCAUUAGAAAUACAAGAAGACGAAGAUGCGGAGGACGACGACGACGUCUUCGCCCCACCAACAACCACCACCUCCUUCUCCUCCUUCUCCACCUUCCCCGCCACCCCAGGCGGCGAAUCGUUCUUGAACGUCCCAGCCCUCUCCAGCGUCUUUCCCACCACCUCUUCUGGGGCUGGCUCCGCGACGAACGGGGGAAAGGCGGAGAACGUGAAGGGUGAGACGAGGUUGAUCGUUGAGGCGCUUGUGGUUAGGAAGAUGUCGUUGGAGGAGGCCUUUUUGGAUUUUGUGGGGGGAGGAAGGGGUUUUGGUUAG
Messenger RNA from Laccaria bicolor S238N-H82, 1419 nucleotides. RefSeq lists its product as uncharacterized. Lineage: Eukaryota; Fungi; Basidiomycota; Agaricomycetes; Agaricales; Hydnangiaceae. The coding region runs from base 1 to 1419 and encodes 472 amino acids. The transcript is spliced from 2 exons. The record is from RefSeq and is a predicted model, not a curated record.